AUGCCAUUCGUAAAGGAAGGCAUGCCCCUUGUGAAGGAGCCCCAGCCGCCGGCGCUGGGCCCGCUCUCCUGGUUCCUCCCCAGCCUGUUCGCUGCCUUCAAUGUGGUCCUACUGGUCAUUUUCAGUGGCCUUUUCUUCGCAUUCCCUUGCAGGUGGCUGGCUCAGAAAGGGGAGUGGGCCUUUCCUACGGUCACAGGGCUCCUCUUCAUCCUCACCUUCUUCAGUCUUAUUUCACUCAACUUCUCUGACCCUGGUAUCUUACAUCAAGGCUCCAUGGAGCAGAGCCCCAUGAUGGUGCACGUGGUGUGGGUGAACCACCGAGCCUUCCGCCUGCAGUGGUGCCCAAGGUGUGGCUUCCAUCGCCCUCCCCGGACCUACCACUGCCCCUGGUGCAACAUCUGUGUGGAGGACUUUGACCAUCAUUGCAAGUGGGUCAAUAACUGCAUCGGUCACCGCAACUUCCGCUUCUUCAUGCUACUGGUCCUGUCCCUCUGCCUCUACUCUGGCGCCCUCCUGGUCACCUGCCUGAUAUUCCUGGUUCGCACCAGCCACCUACCAUUGUCCAUAGACAAGGUCAUGGCCAUCCUGGUGGCCAUCCCUGCUGCAGGCUUCUUGAUGCCGCUCUUCCUACUGCUGCUGAUACAGGCAUUGUCGGUGAGCGCGGCUGAGCGCUCCUACGAGGGCAAGUGUAGAUACCUUCAGGGAUACAACCCUUUCGACCAGGGCUGUGCAAGCAACUGGUAUUUAACAAUCUGUGCACCGCUGGGACCCAAGUACAUGUCUGAAGCAGUCUGGCUGCAGAGAGUGGUAGCGCCUGAGUGGGUGCCUGUGUCCACCCUGUGUCCUUCUGCGCACUGUCCCCCAGUUCUGUCUGGACCCCAGCCUCAGCCUCUGGGUCUCUAUGCACCAGGCAAGGGUCCCCCAGGGAGUGGCGAGGCUGCAGUUCUCCAGGAGACUGGGCAGGGGCGUGUCUAUGAGCUGUGGGGCUGGCUGGAGGUACCUGCACACACUCAAUCUGUGUUUAGCUCCAUGCCAGCCCAGUGCUGCCCCUGCUACCGGAGGCCCCCAGACGCUGCCCGACCUCCCACUCACCCCUCCGGACCCGAUGCCAGGAGCACCUUCACUUGA
Molecule: messenger RNA, 1128 nt
Organism: Dipodomys spectabilis (banner-tailed kangaroo rat)
Lineage: Eukaryota; Metazoa; Chordata; Mammalia; Rodentia; Heteromyidae
Gene: Zdhhc19
Product: zinc finger DHHC-type palmitoyltransferase 19
Exons: 8
Coding region: 1-1128 (375 amino acids)
Biological process (GO): protein targeting to membrane; peptidyl-L-cysteine S-palmitoylation
Cellular component (GO): Golgi apparatus; endoplasmic reticulum
Molecular function (GO): protein-cysteine S-palmitoyltransferase activity
Source: RefSeq, a predicted model, not a curated record